GGUGUUGACACAAACACGCGAGCUGUGUUGUGCAGUAUUUAUGCUGAUACGGGUAAUUUGAAAGAAGUGCAUAUGUCUACUCUCCUGUAAAUGCCUGUAAUUACUUUAAAAUGUUUUGAAAUUAACAAAGCUAAUUGCUCAGCUAAAGGCAACGUCAUUAUAAGCUAGUACUAUCGAACGUGCAUAGGUCAACCUUCCUUUUACUGAUGGACGCUAUUUUCGGUCCUAACAAUAGGACUUAAACUCAGAUAUGCUGACUGCUGUGCGAUAUAUGCUGUCCAAGCUAGUUUCCCCACUUUGGAGGACAGAGGAGGUGGAUGGAGAAGGCAUUCUUGAUGGGACAACAGGCAUUGAGGACAUUCGCCACCUGCGGGGCAGUGUGGUGAGCCAGCUGUGCCCUGACUAUGGCAUAAUCGAUGAUGCAAUCUACUUCACAAGUGGAGAGGUGUUAGGUGGAGUGCCACUAAAAGAGGGGGACCUGGUGAACUGCAUAGCAGUGAGAGAUGGUGCUCAAAGGGGAUGGAAAGCAGUAAGGGUGGAGAAGAGUGCAUAUGCUUGGGAGGAUGGUGGAAGAACCUCCCUGGAAAAUGACUGUAUGCAGCUGCGGCCUCUCAUUGGCACAGUCACAUCUUUUGAUGGAGACGGCGGCUUCAUAAACCAGACCACAUACUUUCCACGCUCCACUCUUUGGGACGGGUAUGAACCAAUGAAAGGAGACUGGGUCCAAGCAAAAUAUUUCAUCAAUCCAACCCAGUGGACCACCCAGGCCCAGUCCGUUGCCCCUUUGCGCUAUUGCCGUCUAGACCAGGUGUGUGUGACCAGUGUGUAUGGUAACAGUGGAGUGGUGGAUGACACUGUCUUCUUCAGUCUGGAGUCUCUGCUGCUGCCUGCAAACUACAAGCCUUUGCAGGGGCACCUGGUCAACCUGGUAAUGGUGGAGAGCAGUCAAUCCUUCUACAGUUGGAGGGCUCUGUGUAUGGCACCAUGUGUUCAGAGUUCAAAUUGUUCUGCACCUCUCUCAGAGGAUAAACUCCAGAGCCUUUUGGAAAACAAAGGCGGCCUGGAAGUAACAGACUAUGGCCAGUUUGGAGAUCUGAUGAUCGGGGACGAAGGGAAACUGGUACUGUGGAUACAGAAUAAAGGUUCAGAUACCCACAGGCUGAAGUGCUGUGACUUUGCUGGCUGGGACUCAAAAGAACAGUUUACGCUAGUUCCUGUAAAAGAGCCCAAACCCCCGACACAGAAACAGCAGCCUUCAGAAGAAAGCCGCUCAGAGUCUUCAGAAAACCCCAAAAAUGAUGAAGAAGAGGCAGACCAAGAAAAUGGAGGGCACCUGAAGGACACUAUCCAUUCUUCUGGAGUAAGGAGGGAGGAAAAAGAAGUGGAUAUUGCCCCAGGAGAGAGGUUGUCCGUUGCAGUAGCCUGCCAAGCAAAGAGCCUUGGGAGCUGUGCUGAGCUCCUGUUGCUGCACUUCUCCUCUUUCACCAUCGGGAGGCGCCUGGAAGUCACUGUGAGCAGUGAAGAGGCCAGUUUGCUGCAGCCCACGGCACCCUACAGUCCCAAUGAUGCUUGCCCGGUUCCAGCAGUGCCUGCUCAUGUGAUCACUGUGACUGCUCCCAAAGACCCACCACGGAUCCCAAAGCGACGGCUGCCCAACUUCCUACCGAACUACCCCGUGCCCAAGGCUCUCCGAGACUGUUUGGAAGCAAAGAGCGAUGUGCUGGUAGUUCAGCCCUGCCUUGGAGAGGUGUUGUCACCAUCCAACAUGCACUCACGUUUCUCAACCCUUCUCUGGCUGGAAGAGCUGCAUGCAGAGAGGGAGCUCAGUGAAUUCGCCAUCAACGGGGCCCUUCUCAGAAAAGGAGCGGUCUACCUGCACCUAGAAGUUCUGGGGUUGGCUGAAGGCAGACCCAGUCUUUUUAUUGGUGACAGAAUUGUACUGAAGAAACCUCGGAGUGACGGCAUGGUCAUGGAGUAUGUCAGCUAUGUCACAGAGAUCAAUGAUGAGGACGUCAGUUUGAGGGUGAACACUGAGUUUCAGCGCAGCUACCUGGGCGAGCCUCUUGAUGUUGAGUUCUCUUUCAACAGAUUGACCUCAAGGCGAUGUCACAACGCACUUGAACAGACUAAGCUAUUCAGGGGAAUUCUCUUCCCCUCUAGAGUGACUCUUCAGCCCCCUCAGUGGACAGGAGAGUGGAUUGGGGAGCCAGACCAAAACAAAACGACAAAAGACAAUGAGGCUUCAGUCCUGGGAAACGGGCCGGUGUCAAACCUCUCUGUCAGUGUGAAGUCAAAGGGUACGCAGACUAAAGACAGCAGACUGCCAUCCAGACCCAUCCCCAGCAAAGGGCAGUUCUUCAACCCCGACCUUAACCCCCCUCAAAAGGAGGCAGUGAAGAGGAUACUGGCAGGAGAGGGUCGGCCCACUCCAUACGUGCUGUUUGGACCUCCGGGGACUGGAAAGACCAUCACCCUCAUAGAGUCCAUUCUACAGGUUUAUCACUUUGUGCCCAGUAGUCGGGUACUGGUAUGUACUCCUUCCAACAGUGCUGCUGACCUCAUCUGCGUCCGCCUACAUCACAGUGGCUUCCUGCAUGCCGCAAGUUUGGCUCGUGUCAACGCAACCUGUAGGCAGGAGGAGUCCAUCCCAGAGGUGCUGAGACAGUACUCUAAGGCUGGAGAGGACAUCCGUCAUGCCUCAUUUCACAGGAUUGUGGUCAGCACCUGCUCCAGCUCUGGGAUGUUCCACAACAUAGGAAUACAAGUGGGACAUUUUACCCACAUGUUUCUGGAUGAAGCAGGCCAGGCCACAGAACCAGAGGCCCUGAUUCCCAUGAGUCUCAUGUCAGAGAAAGACGGACAGAUAGUGUUGGCUGGAGACCCCUGUCAGCUGGGUCCUGUGGUGAAGUCCAAGCUGGCCAGGACGUUUGGCCUGGGAGUGUCUUUAUUGGAGAGGCUGAUGGCCAACCCACUCUACUCCAGACAUGACUGGGGUUACAACCCUAAUCUGGUGACCAAGCUGAUUUACAACUACCGUUCACACGAGGCCUUGCUGGUACUGCCUUCCAAGCUCUUCUACCAGGGCGAGCUGGUUGUUAAAGCCCCCAGGACUGUCGUAGACUCCCUCUGCCAGUGGAAAACCCUUCCUAAGAAAGGCUUCCCCCUCCUCGUCCAUGGCGUUAGGGGUACAGAAAUGAGAGAGGGUAAUAACCCAUCAUGGUUCAACCCUGUGGAGGCUGUUCAGGUCAUGCUCUACUGCUGCCAGCUGGCCAAGAAGCUGUACAACCCAGUGAAUACCUCUGACAUUGGUAUCAUUGCUCCUUACAGAAAACAAUGUGAGAAGAUUCGACUGCUGCUGGGGAAGGUGGGCCUGUCUGAAAUCAAAGUUGGCUCUGUGGAGGAGUUCCAGGGACAAGAGUUUCUGGUUAUCAUCGUGUCUACGGUGCGCUCGAAUGAGUCGGUAAAGAGCGAUGAUUUGCAGAGUGUGCUUGGCUUUCUGUCCAACCCCAAACGAUUCAAUGUGGCCGUCACUCGUCCCAAAGCCCUGCUCAUAAUUGUUGGAAACCCCCACAUACUCAUUAUGGAUCCAUGUUUCAGGGCUCUGCUGCAGUACUGUUUCAUCAAUGGGGCGUAUGUGGGCUGUGACCCCCCUCCUUCCCUCAGAGACACUCAGAUUUGAUGAGUCUCUAACGUGCAAGGAGGAGACAGCUUUCAUCUGCAUUCACUGUGGCAAUGGAGGCCAACUAAGACACCCAGCCCCACCACGCCUGUCUUUGAUGUGUGUCUCCGGUGUUUGUUCUACUUUUCUCUACUCUGUGUGUAGACUGUACUGCCCAGGCCAAUGUAACCUUUAUUAUAAAACAAGACACCUUUCUUUUUUUUUUACAUUGAUUUAGCACAUACCAACUGGUAUCCUUCCUUUUCUCUUUACUGGAGCAGAAUGAUGUGUCUGAAGUUGGUAUAAUUGCAGUGACUUCUCAAAUACGUUCUGUUUUCUGUAAUUUAACCUGUGAUACAGAUUUUGGAAUGCAGGUGUACUAUGGGGGUAAGUUGUCUCAUUAUUGACUAUCUGAUGAGCCAGUCUAGGAUCUGUCUUCAGAUUAGGGUGCCACCGAUUCUUCUUUCUGCACGAUGAGAGCAAUUAUUGUGUAACAAAUUUCACUGAAGAACCAAACUACAAAGUACAAGUAUAAGUUGUAUUUUGGGGAGGGUUUUCUGUAAAAUACAAAUUCUGUUGCAACUGUUAAGUACAGAAGCCAUGAUUGUUAUUGUAUUGUUUGUACGGGGAAAAUUGUGUUGCAGGAUGACUUGAACUUGUAAAGAAUCUCAUACCAAAAUUGA
This is a messenger RNA of Notolabrus celidotus (New Zealand spotty), 4341 nucleotides long. It is a transcript of the gene mov10l1, whose product is annotated as Mov10 like RISC complex RNA helicase 1. Bases 251 to 3679 code for a protein of 1142 amino acids. Gene Ontology annotation, molecular function: helicase activity. The record is from RefSeq and is a predicted model, not a curated record. The transcript has 27 exons. Lineage: Eukaryota; Metazoa; Chordata; Actinopteri; Labriformes; Labridae.